This is a messenger RNA of Radiomyces spectabilis, 1030 nucleotides long. Its product is annotated as inositol phospholipid synthesis and fat-storage-inducing TM-domain-containing protein. Gene Ontology annotation, biological process: lipid droplet organization; phospholipid biosynthetic process; lipid storage. The transcript has 2 exons. The record is from RefSeq and is a predicted model, not a curated record. NCBI's taxonomy places the organism in Eukaryota, Fungi, Mucoromycota, Mucoromycetes, Mucorales, Radiomycetaceae. Gene Ontology annotation, cellular component: endoplasmic reticulum membrane. The coding region runs from base 78 to 845 and encodes 255 amino acids.
CACGUUGCAAUUUAUGGUUAUUUCGAAAAAGAAAAAAAAAUCUUUUGAAUUCUUUUGUUUCUUUUAUAUUUUUUUACAUGAUGCCUGGUCGACCUCGUAUAUUACUACCACAUCAAAAGCUACUGUUGGCUUUAUACCCCGUAACCGUCUUCUUAUCGUUUCUGUAUUCCGUCCUUGCCAAACCAGGCCCCAGCUAUUUCAGCAACAAACGGAAUAUCCUCAACGUAGGCUUCGUCAAGAUUGGAUGGUUUUGGGUUACCGUGGUCUAUUUUGCCUAUCUAUUGCUUGUCCUGUCCAAGCGCUUGCAGGAUAAGCAACGUUUAAUGCAAGGUUGUCUUCGCUAUGCCGUGGCCACCGUUUACUGGUACAUUCUGACGCAAUGGUUAUUGGGCCCGAGCUUCAUCGAUCGUGUGUUUGUGGCCACCGGAGGCAAAUGUUCGGCGAUUGCUGAAGAAGCAGACAUUAGUGUUUUUGAAAACGUAUUUCAGCAAACCGCAUGUCGCAAACUGGGCGGUCAAUGGGGCGGUGGUCAUGAUGUGUCGGGUCAUUGCGUCAUGCUGAUCCAUGCUAGUCUGUUUUUGCUCGAAGAAGUACGCUGGCUGUUUUACGAUGCACGACCGCUGUCCACCUUGAAACAACGAGAUCCCACCGCUUGGAAAGCCGUCGUAGGGGUAUUGGGUCUGGUAGCCUUGUGGUGGUGGAUGCUCAUCAUGACCGGUGUAUAUUUCCAUGGUCAUUUUGAACUCCUGUCAGGCUGUUUCUUUGGUCUUCUCGGCUGGGCCGUGUUGUAUCUCGGUGUCUUUCCUCGUAUUCCCGCCAUGGAUCGUCCUCCCAACAUGUUUUAGACAUAGGACCCCUAUCAACUUUUUUUUCUUGCGCUAAUGUGAUUGUACAGUAAAACUCGCCCCUCUACUACUUAUACAUAUAUUAAAUCACUCACUCACUCACACACACACACACACACACCAAUAUUUACUCUUUUUCAACAAAUCAUCCUUUGGGCUGCGGAUGAGUGUACGCAUAGGAUGAA